AUGAAGGUACUGUCGGUACUGGACGGUGAACCUGUUUUCCUAAAACGAUGCGUUCUCCCAUACGGUCAACGGGAAGGUGUCCUGAAAGCGUUACAAAAAAUUGAACAGGAUGGUGUGAUAAGCAAAGUUGAAUCCAGUGCCUUGGCGACCCCGAUUGUCGUGGCGAUGAAAAGUGAUGAUGGGAUACCAGGGAUUUCUGGAGACUAUCGACUGACGUUGAAUCCCAGAUUGCGCAGAUGUGCAGCUACCACCAUGAAACCAGCGAAUUUCAUGAAGUCAUUGCACGGUUGCCAGUAUUUUUCAAAAAUCAAUUAG
This is a messenger RNA of Echinostoma caproni, 315 nucleotides long. NCBI's taxonomy places the organism in Eukaryota, Metazoa, Platyhelminthes, Trematoda, Plagiorchiida, Echinostomatidae. The record is from the annotation of a GenBank genome assembly.